Molecule: messenger RNA, 399 nt
Organism: Trametes versicolor FP-101664 SS1
Lineage: Eukaryota; Fungi; Basidiomycota; Agaricomycetes; Polyporales; Polyporaceae
Product: copper chaperone taha
Exons: 6
Coding region: 63-281 (72 amino acids)
Biological process (GO): copper ion transport
Cellular component (GO): cytosol
Molecular function (GO): metal ion binding; copper chaperone activity
Source: RefSeq, a predicted model, not a curated record
CGUCCUUCUGCCUCCGCACCCCCCUCUCCCUUCGAUCCCCGCCUCUUGAACCGAUAUACACCAUGUCCGAGCACACUUACAAGUUCAACGUGAAGAUGACCUGCACCGGAUGCUCAGGCGCGAUUGAUCGCGUGCUGAAGAAGACUGACGGUGUCGCGGAGUACGACAUUAGCCUGGAGAAGCAGGAGGUGCUCGUCAAGGGCACGAUUCCGUACGACGACCUUCACGCGAAGAUCGCAAAGACCGGCAAGCAGAUCCUCUCUGGAGAGACGGUGGUAUGAUCGUGUGCGGUUGCUAUGCGUCUUGCUCGACGAUGGGGAUGUACGAAACUCAGGAUGUCCCGCGGUUCUUGAUGUGUAGGAUUCAGAUUGGAAAGAUAGGCUCCCGUGUUCGAAAGCG